AUGCGCACUGUCUGCCGUAAGGUACGACUUUCUAGCAGUUUCAGCGAAGAAAUUGUAGAGUUUGCCAAGAGGGAUUUAGACUACGUCGUCGAACCGCAUAUCGUUGGAAUCGCGAUUAUCUUGCCUGUCCGGCCGUUCCGCGCCGUGAUGUGGAUCAAAGAGGCUUCUGGUGAUGUUGGUGAAGCUCACGAUUUUGGCCGCAGGGUCCUUCCAUAUCGGGUAAGCGAGGGUUGUGACUGUGACGUGACAUGGCUUGUCGAAUUUAACUUUCGUGUACCUUAUCUACAAGCCGAAAACGAAUUACCUGGACUGGUAUCAAAAGGAAUGGAGAUGACGAGGAUGAGGAUUGAAGCGUUGGAGCGCAAGAAAUACCAAAACUGUGCGUCAUUUCCGACGCCGCCGUCCGCCCGGAACGGCCUUCCGAAUCUCUCAUCAAAAUAUCGUUUGCCGAAAACGCGGGGAAGAUUCGGAUUAUCGGACUCAUUUUUGGUUGAGGCAUCCAGCUUUGUUACAGUCGAGACGAGGGAGAUCGAACGUGCCUUCAUUGAUAGCGAUGAUACUGAACGGAAGACAAGAAGGCUUGAGAGGGCGCCCAAGAGAAACUUGAGUGUUGUGUGGGAGAUGCCGGGGUGGAAGAAAUGCAGUAGGGAGCACGGUUCAAACGCUCCGUGGCGGGUCGGGGUAGCCAUAAGAGGAUGGGCACAUGUACCGAGGGAUGAAAUGCAGCAGAAGAGGCAAGAUGAGGCGACUUUCCAGAGUGAUGCCGAGACCGGAGGUGUCCGUGGCCAGCGGGCGACGGAAGCAAGCGCCGGACUGAACUGUGAUUCGUUAGUUCACGGAAACGGACCGAUGCCGAUGCCGAUGCCGAGCGUCCCAUACCAUUUAUCGGUCAGAAAUAAGCGCGACCCCUCCCUCUGCUCCCCUGCUAUCAUUCUCCUCCAACUCUCGUCACUCAUCGCGUUCAGCGACAGCGCACUCGCCGCCCCAGCAGCCGCCAUGCUCUCCGCCAAACCAAUGGAGCCCGUGGCGUACGCAUUUCCCUCGGCGAAGGCUCUUCCCCCAUCUUCCCCUGACCAAGGUCCUGUCAAGAGCGCGGCUGGCCCCGCCCCAUUGCAUAUCGUCACCACGUCCGGCCGCAGACUGUCAACCGUGGGCGCACCCCAGCUCCCGACUCCCUUUCCGCGACGUGUCUCCGCGGAUGACGUCGCUGCUCACUCAUCGUCCAUGUCGCGCCCGUUGUCCAACUCGUCCCAGGACCCGUCUCCGACCGAGAGUGUUCGUGCUCGAGCAGCCAGCCAGACGAACCUGCUAGCUGUGCCCGAGGUCGAUGACGCUGGCCGUGCCGCUCAGGAGCAGGCCAACCCGUCUCAUCGAUCCUCCAACCUCUCCAUCUCUCUGCCGUCCUCUCCUCCCACUAUCUCUCCCGCGUCGCCAGCCACGCUCACACCUGCCGAGCAGACAUCAACGAGCCCGUCGCGCUUUGCUAAUCCUAAACGGCGGCGAAGCCUUUUUGGGCUUCGCUCUCCGUUCACGCCCCCGACUACGCCAUCAACGCCAAGUGAACCGCAAGGCACACAGCCGGUCGCCAGUUCCGCGGCGCCGGCGGCGGAUUCGUCGACAUCUACAUUGACCGUCCCGAUGAAGUCAAAACACGAUCACAAGAACCCGCUGCACGAGCUCAAGCGCUUUCUAAACCAUCAUAUUCCCCACCACCAUGGACAUCAGACUCGUUCAUCCGGGCAGCUUGCUGUGCAAAAGCGCGCUGUGUCGUCUUCUGCGUCUUCUAGUACUGGUUCACAAACGGGAACCACGAUACACACUCCCUCAGAGGCUCAUGAGACUCCAGCUACGCAAGUACGUGGUCCUGGGUUUACAAAUUUAGAGAUGCAUGGUACAGGCGACAACACUCCGCAUCCGGUAAUCCAGGCGACCAACGGCAAAAUGCCACCCACGCACGAGCGUGAGCCUCAAAAGUCUCGAGUGGCGUCGGCCUUCUCUCGGAAGGACUCGGAGAAGAAGAGAUCAAUAGAUAAUACAGAGAAGCAGAGCAGCGAUAGCGAUGUACCUGUGACGCAGGACGUCGUGAGGCACGCAAAAGGUCGACCAGACAGCUCGCUCAUCGAUGAUGCUUCAUCGGUCUCUCCGAAGAAGACAUCGUCAUCUAGUACUAACGCGACUAAGGCGAGCAAGUCUGGGAGAGCCUCACCUUCUGAUUCCGGACACGGCACGAUUAGCCUCAGCCACCUCCAGCAUGUGUUGCACUCAGCCGGUAAUCGCCAUCAGCACGGUUCACAGCAGCAACUUGGACAGAAGGUGCAUGGACACAACGCGAUUCUUACAUUAUCGGAAGCUACGCACGCUCACUUGUCGAAAAAAUACGGCAAAUGGGGUCGUACGCUAGGCUCUGGCGCAGGGGGUACAGUUCGCCUGAUAAAGGCUUCCUCGAAAUCCGGUGGUCGAAUUUUCGCCGUUAAGGAGUUCCGCCCGAAACGUAAUGGUGAAUCCGAGAAAGAGUAUCAGAAGAAGGUUACUGCAGAGUUUUGUGUCGGAAGUACGCUGCAUCAUCCGAACAUCAUUGAAACGGUGGACAUUGUCAUGGAGUACGCUCCUUUUGACCUGUUCAGUGUGGUUAUGUCUGGAAAAAUGUCACGACCCGAGAUUUACUGCGUUUUUCGUCAAAUUUGUGACGGAGUAGAAUAUCUGCACUCGAUGGGUCUUGCUCACCGGGAUCUUAAACUUGAUAACUGCGUUAUGACCGAGGAGAAUGUUGUUAAGCUUAUUGACUUCGGCACGGCCACCGUCUUCCAUUACCCUGGGAAGCAGCAAGUCAAGGCGACUGGCAUUGUCGGUUCAGAUCCCUACCUUGCCCCGGAAGUCCUCUCGGAAGAGAAUUACGAUCCUCGUAAAACGGACGUUUGGAGUGUCGCGAUGAUCUUCCUCUGCAUGGUACUUCGACGUUUUCCGUGGAAGCUACCUGAUCCUAAGACGGACCCGAAUUUCCGGAACUUCGUGCAUGCACAUCCUGACCUUUGCGAGAAGCCGCCGAAGAAGGGGCUCUCGAAUUCUACUGUGACUGCCAUAUCGAAGGGUAACUCUCUUCGUCAGUCAUCGAGAUCAGCCAGUGCUGGAUCUGCCGACCAAGAUUCAAGUGUUGCGUCAUCCGAAACGUUCGCGUCCUCGUUGCUUGCGCCGAGUGAUUGUAGCUCGGAAAUCACCGUACCCACUUCAGAAUCUGGUAGCGAUGGUUGUAGUAACGGUGAUGCAAAUUCGCUAUACAAGAACGAGUAUCUAGACGCUCAGGCACACCACCCUUGUGGUUCUAUUGCAACAUUGCCCGCCUUACUUGUUCCCGAUCAACCCUUGGCUCAGUCGGAAAGCCCCCGUGCUGUUGAUCCCUCCGACUUGAAGUUCGCCAGACCCUCUGCUGAAACUACGUCUGCUCCGGCAUCGCCUGUUCUCCGCCCAACAGAUGUCAGCCCCGAAUUGGAGGAUCCUUCAGUGGCAGCUGCACUUGAGACACCGAAGGCGGAGCGUCGCCCACCGCGUUCCUCGUCUACACCAAUCUCUCCCUCAGAUGACGCUCCUACUCCUGUUUCUCGCGUACCUCGUCAAGAAGUUGACGAUGCUUCUACCAAAUCUGGUACUCUUACGGUGCCAGCCCCACGUAAGAGGACAGACAGCGUUGUCACGACAAAUGCCGGAGGUGCGGAUUCGAUAUUCCGCCUGCUUCCGCGCGAAACCCGCAGUGCGCUCCGACGCAUGAUGCAUGUUGAGCCGACGGCACGAUGCACUCUCACAGACUUGCUUAAGGGAAAGGGUAAACACAGUGCUUUGCUAUGUGGUUGCACUACCGCAAGCGGUACAAAGCCGACGGAGUCAGGUAUCGAUAGCCCCGGACAUUGUCAAGACCACUGCUGCGAUCCCGAAGACGAGGACGACGGUGACGAGUGGUUGAAGAGCAUUACACCUUGCUAUGCUAACGUCAAGAAGCCAGACCAUAGCCACGUCAAGGUGACUGUUGAAGACAAACCUGCCAAGAAGCGGUUGUUUUAG
Fomitiporia mediterranea MF3/22 is the source of this 4053-nucleotide messenger RNA. RefSeq names its product Pkinase-domain-containing protein. Gene Ontology annotation, molecular function: ATP binding; protein serine/threonine kinase activity. The coding region runs from base 1 to 4053 and encodes 1350 amino acids. NCBI's taxonomy places the organism in Eukaryota, Fungi, Basidiomycota, Agaricomycetes, Hymenochaetales, Hymenochaetaceae. The record is from RefSeq and is a predicted model, not a curated record. Gene Ontology annotation, biological process: protein phosphorylation; intracellular signal transduction. The transcript has 8 exons.